Molecule: messenger RNA, 3580 nt
Organism: Diabrotica balteata
Lineage: Eukaryota; Metazoa; Arthropoda; Insecta; Coleoptera; Chrysomelidae
Source: the annotation of a GenBank genome assembly
AAUUGUCAGUGCAUGUGUGUGUUGUGAGUUGUUUUAAAAUAAAUUUAAUUCAAAAUGAAUUUUAUCGAAAUAAUAUCCGCUCAAUUCAGAUCAUUGGAAAAUAAAAACAUAGUUUUUGUUCUUUAUAAAAAUAUUGUUAAAACUCAUGUAACCAAUAUCAAAGACUUAAUUGAAUUUAGUUUUCAUGUACCAUUAGAUUCAGAUACUUUCUUAGAAGAACUAAUUAGAAAAUUUGAUGAACUGGAUAAAGAUGAAUUAAGGAAUAUGGAUGGACAAGUAAAGGCUUAUUUGCUUAGUUACAUACACUAUUGUAUAGAAUACAAUAAAAACCUAGUUAAAACAACCAUAUUGGCAUCCAACCUAUUCAUGAAACUAAUAUUGGUACCUGGCAUUGGAAAAUAUUUCUUUGAGCCUUAUAUAUUAAUGGUACAAAUACGUACUUUUGUAAAAACAUUAGUUACAAACCCAACUUUGCCAACAGAAAUGAUAAUGAGCACCAUGAAUUUAUACAAAGAAUAUUGUAUAAAAGAACACUUAGAAUCAAAGGUACUAGUAGGAAUAGCUAACCUUUUUAUGCUAAGCAUGGUAAAUAGUUCACGAACUCCUAUUGUUAAUAUUGAUGAAGCUCCUCCCAUUGCUAGGUUUGCAAUGACCAGUCUGACAGAAAUCAUUGCAGCCGAAAAAGAUGAACUCAAAUUAAGAAGCAUAAUGCUUUGUUUCUUCAAUAUAUUAUCAGAAAAUUUCCAAGUAUAUAUUCACUGCCCCACUACUGCCCUUAGUAUUAUAAAAGUGUUUAUAAGAGAUGUUUUACAGAAUGAAAUAGGCACGAAUAACAUGGAACACUUAUUAGAUUCUUUCAGCCUGUAUUGGAAAAAUGAAGAAUUUACUAAAUUUGAGGAAGCAGUUGAGAUUAUGAAUACUUUGCAUAGUAACCAUUACUCUGAUCUGGUCAAUCACAUGUGUAUGUAUACAAUGUGUGAGAACCACAAGAAUUAUUGGGACAGAAUUAUGUAUCUAGUGCUUGCUAUGGCUAAAAAUCCACCGCCAUUUAAUCUGAGAAUAAUAGCAGAAUAUUAUAUAAUCACAAUUGACAACAUUGUAAGCUGGAUGGCACAAGAAGACAAAACACAGUCAAAUAAAGUUAUUGAUAUGAUUGCCAAGUUUUGUCUACUGGACGAGAGUCAACUUGUUCAACUCGUAUUUAAGCCACUACAAGUAUAUAACGUCUUCGGUGGAAGACACGUAGACUUUUUUCUUUCUGCAUCGAAGAAAUUGGCUGAGAGCAAAUGGGGAGUCAGUCCAAGAAAUCAAAAUCUAUUGGUAAUUUUAAUGAAGGUUGUAGAAACAAGUAAACCUCUCAAUGAAAACAUGUUGUGUAGAGCCGUGGAAGCUCUCUGCAUGGAUUAUACACCUAGUGUAAUGUUACCAUCUCUUCCAAUUUUACAUAGACUGUUUUGCACUUUAAUGAUGAAGAAACAACAGAUGUGUGCUGGACUUGUAAUGGAAAUUAUGUAUAAUUGUGCCAUGCAUAGUGACGCUGCGUCUCAAAAUUUUUUGCUCCAUCUUUACCGUUCGAUGACAUUCAAAUCGAAUUUGGAGACCCACAAGCUAUUAUAUUAUACGGAAGUUCUUUUAAGUGACAGUUUUAAUUAUAAUGCUUUGUUUAGUAAACUGAAGAAAUAUAUAGGGCCUUCUAUCAUCAAUUUGGUGAUCGACAGUUUUAAUCUACGAGAAAAAUCAUUUGCAAUACUUUUAAAGUGCUUAGUUAUUCAUUCUUCAGUUGAAUUCACUGACUGUAUGAAUCUUCUGGUGUAUAUUCUACAAAAUUUUGAUGAGGUCAGUUCCUCAGGUGCUCUGGGUGCAUUAUGUUCUGCCUUGGACAAAAUUCUUCAAUCUAGAACAAUAUUAGAGACCGACCUUGAAGAUUUGGAUAGGUUAUUUAGUUUAAUAAUGGACGGCCUGUUUAAUGAAAGCUACCAUCCAGAAGACAUCAAAUGUGCUUAUCGGCUUUUGAUGAAAAUAAAAGGCAUUCUUAAUAUUGAUAAUGAUCGUGAGCUAAAUCAACUUAUGGAAAUUAUAUCAGAAAGAGCAUUGAGAGCGAUAUAUAUGAGAAGAGCAGGAGAUCUUGGAAUAAUUACAUACCUUAAUGAACUAUGUCUUGUGAUGCAAAAAGCACCAUUACCGUACGUUAUUAAUACCAUAGAAAAUAUGAUGGAUGAUAAGGACGAAAAAGAAGAAAUUAAAAAUUUGUUCCCUGAGAUUUAUAUACAACUACUUUCCUUAUUUACAAUUCAUGGCAUGUUGAGGAAAAGAAAAGCAAAUGUUGCCGUUAAGCACUUAAAUCAAGUACUGAAGGAUCCAAACCCUCUCUAUAAGUUAGCAGGAUUUAGGAUGUACUACUCUCUUUGCAAAACGAGAAUUAUCAGAGAUUAUGAACCUAUCUUUACCUUUGUCUUCAGAGAGAUAAUGAAUUCGCACGUUUUAGUAAUGAAGACUUGCCUAUAUGCUAUAGAGCAACUGAUCCAUAAUAAUCAUUUGAAAUUAGAUCACGAACAAUUUUUUAAAUGCAUACAUGUGGUUGGUUGUGAGAAUGUAUCACUUUAUGCCAGAACAUUCAUGUCAACAAGAUUCAUACCAACUUGUCAGAAUGAUAUUGCUGUACAUUACGUCAGAAGUUUGGUGUACCUUCAUCACUAUACAGGGUUGGCGUGCUAUCCUAUUACAUCAGAAUUUGAUAACGAACUGAUAAAAAUUGAGCUUAAAAUGAACUGCAAGCACGAAGUACCUUUGUUUUUAUUUACAAAUGUGUCAAUAAAAUACAAAUUUAAUAUUUUAUCAGAAGUUUCAUCAGUUUUUGAUUUGGUCGUAGCAGGCGAAUGUAUAAUAGACGACAAUUUUUUCAUCCUAAUGAAUACCUUGUGUUUAACCUUUCGAUAUAUUCAAAAUCCAACUACAGAAACAGGUAGCAUUCCCAAAAAUUACUACGAAAAUGUGAUGAAUUUUGUAGAAAAUAAAAUUGUCGAACAGUGCAGAUCAUACAAACCUGAAAAAGCUUAUGCACAAUAUGAACCAGAUAUUAAAAGAUGUACACUGUCUAUAUUGAAGCUACUAUUUUGGAACAACGUUAAUGUGUCCCAUAAAAUCCAAAUUCCUUUAUUUGACGCUGUAAUGCAUUGGAUAGAUUUUGUUAAAGAUGAGAUUAUUAACUAUAUCUAUCAAGAUAAUUCAAAAGCCUAUGGAAAAUAUUUUACAGACUUAGUAUCAUAUUAUAAUCUCAACAGAUCGCGAUUUAAGGAGCAGAAAAGCUUUGCACUCGAACUUCCUGGUGAUAAAGAUUAAGACUUGCCGCUAUAACCGAACUGAAUAAUAUCCCAUCAGUUUCUAUGUAAAACGGGAAGUUAUUGUUAAUGUUUAUGUUGUAAGCAUAUAGUUUUUGUAAAAGUUUUGUAUUCUUAAUGUAUUAAAAAAAAAUAGUUACCAUACUUAUAUAUUAAUAUUUUUGUAUACUUCUGCAUUACAUCACAUUCGUUUAACCAUAUUUCUGUAUUUUGAUAUAAAUUUUUAUUUUUUUACUGAUUUU